This is a messenger RNA of Rhinopithecus roxellana (golden snub-nosed monkey), 4140 nucleotides long. RefSeq names its product lipoyl(octanoyl) transferase 2 (gene LIPT2). Gene Ontology annotation, biological process: protein lipoylation. The coding region runs from base 211 to 906 and encodes 231 amino acids. Lineage: Eukaryota; Metazoa; Chordata; Mammalia; Primates; Cercopithecidae. The transcript has 2 exons. The record is from RefSeq and is a predicted model, not a curated record. Gene Ontology annotation, cellular component: mitochondrion. Gene Ontology annotation, molecular function: lipoyl(octanoyl) transferase activity.
CUGCAGAACACAGCAAGCACUGAAUACUGGUUGUUGAAUGAACGGAGGAGGCCGGCCUGCGCUGGGUGCUGGGAUCACACAUCACCCCUCCAGUUUUUAACACGCACCUGGGAGCCGUGGCUUGGGGCGUGCCCCUGAGUCCCCGCCCCUCAUACCACGCCCCCAGGCCCAGGGAGAGGGCGGGGUCCCGCGGACGCAGCGGUGGGCACGAUGCGGCAACCCGCCGUUCGGCUCGUGCGCCUGGGUCGGGUGCCGUACGCCGAGCUGCUGGGGCUGCAGGACCGCUGGCUGCGGCGGCUGCAGGCAGAGCCAGGCACUGAAGCCCCGUCGGGGACUGAGGCGGGCGCGCUACUGCUCUGCGAGCCCGCGGGGCCCGUGUACACGGCCGGGCUGCGCGGCGGCCUGACGCCCGAGGAAACUGCGCGGCUACGGGCCUUGGGCGCCGAGGUGCGCGUCACAGGCCGCGGUGGCCUGGCCACCUUCCACGGCCCGGGCCAGCUGCUUUGCCACCCGGUACUCGACCUGCGGCGUCUCGGUCUGCGCUUGCGCAUGCACGUAGCGGCGCUGGAGGCGUGCGCCGUGCGCCUGUGCGAGCUCCAGGGCCUGCAGGGGGCCCGCGCACGGUCCCCGCCCUACACCGGCGUCUGGCUGGGCGAUCGCAAGAUCUGCGCGAUCGGAGUCCGCUGUGGAAGGCACAUCACAUCCCACGGCCUGGCUCUCAACUGCUCUACGGACCUCACGUGGUUUGAGCACAUUGUGCCCUGUGGACUGGUUGGGACAGGCGUCACUUCCUUGAGUAAGGAGCUCCAGAGGCACGUCACCGUGGAUGAAGUAAUGCCACCUUUCCUUGUGGCCUUUAAGGAGAUCUACAAGUGCACACUGAUCUCAGAGGACAGCCCCAACUGAAGAGUACUCAUAACAGUGGGGAUGCUCCUGCCUUGGGAAGCACGAAGCCUGACUUGAGUCACCUACUGAAACCCAGAUUUUAGACCUGGCGUAUCAUUCACUGAUCAUGAAACUAAGGACAUACCAUGAGCUCUGAGCCACUGUUUUCAUAUGUAUCCUGUUUUAUUUAUAUCUAGAUGUGUAUACACAUGCUGUAUAAAACAUUAGCACUACUAUUGACAGCAGUGUCUCAGCUUAGAGAAAUUCAGAUGUCAUAGAUUGUCAUUUCUCUAUUGUUACUUCCUCAAUACUGUGUCUAACUGAGCAAUUCUGGGCUCUAGUUCCCUCAAUUUUGUGGAAAUCAAAUCCCUGAAUGGCACAGGUGAAGGUGAUACGAUAUGGUGCUUUUUUAUUCUCAAGAGACCUGGGUUCUUUCUGCAAUAAAGGGAAAAGGGAAGAACCUUCAAAGAAUAAAAUGGAAUCUUACCUUCCUGGGUUUGAUUCCCCAAGUUUGAUAAUUUCGCAGUUUUUAGUUGGGUUACCCUGAGCUAGGCCAAAGACUGGAGGAAGAACAAGAAUAAUUUCUCACACUGUACAAAUGCCAAAGAUAGAAGUGAGUUUUUUAUAUGAGACCUGUAAGUUUGUAAGGCUGCGUAUUAUCUGUUGCUGUGUAACAAAUCAUCAAACUUAGUGACUUAACAGUAAACAUUAAUUAUCGUUUGUGGGUCAGGAAUUUGGGGGAAGCUUAGCUGGGUGUUUCUAGGUUGGGGUCUCCCACGAACUUGCAGUUAUUCAAAGACUUGGCUGGGCUCUAGGAUUGGCGCCCCAUAUGGUGCACUUGCUUGCCUGGUUGGUUAUGGUUGUUGACAAGAGGCCUCAGUUCCUCACCAUGUGGACCUCUCUAUAGGGCUGCUUGAUAGUUCUCAUGACAGGGCAACUGGCUUCCCCUAGAGCAAGUCAUGACAAAGAGAGACAAUCUGGAAGCCAGAAGCCACAAUGUUUUUUAUGACCCAGCCUCAGAAAUCACACAGGCAUUUCUGUAGUCUUCUAAAGAUGAGCCCUGUUCAGUGUGGAAGGGACUUAACUAGGGCAACGAGAGGUGAGGAUUAUUAGGGGCCAUCUUGAAGAAUGCCUACCACAGCCUUUUAAGAGUGGAAAGAGCCUUGAAUGAGAAGUCAGGGGACCCUGGUUCCAGUUCUGUCUCUGUGGAAAAGUCGUUUACUCUCUGGUCUUCAGUUUCUCCUUAAACCAGUGCUGUUCAACAGAAAUAUAAUGCAAGCCACAUUGUAAUUUGACAUAUUAUAGGAUCCAUGUGAAAAAGGUAAAAGAAAUGGGUGAUGUUAAUUUUUUUUUUUUUUUUUAAGAAAUGAGGCCUCACUAUGUUGCCCAAGCUGGUCUCAAACUUCUGGGCUCAAGGGGUCCUUCUGCCUCAGCCUCACAAAGUGCUGGGAUUACAGGUGUGAGCCACCAUGCCUGGCCUAUGAUGUUAAUUUUAGUAUUUUAAUUAACCCAAUAUGCAAAAAUAUCAAUAUAAAGCAAUAUAAAUGUUUUCUUGAGAUAUUUCACGUUCCUUUUCUCAUGCUGAGUCUUCAAAAUAUAGUGUGUAUUUUAUACUUAUAGCACACCUCAUUUUGGACUAGCCACAUUUUAAAAGUGCUCAGUGGUCACAUGAGGAUGGUGCCUUAGACCCGCCAUUCUCACAUGUAAAGUCCCUUUGAGUUCCCGAGGUUCUGUGGUCUCACUGGCUUCUAGGAAGAAAGGUAAAUCCUCCUUACAUCUGAGGUCUGAUUUUUUUAAUGCAAAUAAUUUAUAUCAAUUAUUCAAGCUGAAAAGGACUUUAGAGGUUUAUUCCUACCCCCUCAUUGUAAAGAGAUGAAAACAAGAAUUAGGAAAAACCUCAAAGUCAAAGUAAAUUAAUGCCAAAGCCAGCACUGAGUCUCAGGUAUAUGCCCCUUUCUCAUGCUCUUUUCCUGCUGUGCACACUGAUUUAGAGCUUGGAACAAUAAGGUUUAAGUGUCAUGGACAUUCCAUCAAUAUUAGUUGACUGAUGGUUUAUCACCUGUAAUUUGGUCCAUAUUCUUCCUGGGCCUUAGUUUCCCAUCCACAGGGCCACUGCUGCUGUUGUAGGGGUGUGGGAGUGAGGAGUCAUUGAUAAUUACUUUAUUAUUGCCAAAAAGGAAAAUAAUUAUUCCGGGAAAAGUGGAGUUAGAUUCUCAUAGAUGGAAGGCCAUGCACAGUGUUUCUACCUAUCUGAUACUCAGCCUCCCUCUCUAGCAGCCCUAACAAAUGACCAUACAACUUGUUCUUGAAUGCUUCCAGAGACUGGAAAAGAAAUAGACAUGUACUCAGCACUUAUGUAUAGUGCCACAUACAGUCAUACUGUGUUAGCCUCUUAAGUACAUGCUCUCAUUUGACAGCCUGUUCCAUUCUUCUGGACCAUAGAGAAUCUGUACACAGUUGUAGUGGCUGAUUUGCUUGACCUUCUUGAACUCAGUUUCAUUACAUGAAACAAGGAUGGUGGUAAGAAUUAGAUGACAUAAUUAUAGGUAAAGCAUUGAGGGUAAUGUUGACCCAGAGUAAAACUUCAGUAAAUCUUAACAUUAUUGUUAUCACCGUCUGUCCUCCAUGAGCCUUCUCCAGGGAAAUUAUCCCCAGAUCCUUUGAGUUCCCCUCAAGGCAAUAGGCUCCGCAGGAGUAGAGCUGCUUCUGCCUUGUUUCCUUCUGCAUCUCCAGCACGUAGUAGUGGGCUUGACAUACAGAAGGCUAUUUGAACAUAUCAAUUAAGGGGAAUUGAACUGUUUAAACUCUUCUCCCAGCCUGCCUAUCUGUCUGUGCACCAGCCCCAGCUCAUGUGUGUCCCAUUAGGUGCAGCACUCGGGGCUGAGCACAGCAGUCUUGGUGUGGACAGACCAGCACAGAGUAUAGGAAACUGUUGCUUCCUGUGCUGGACUUGGGGAACACAAACUGGCCCUCGUGGUGCUGGCCUGCAGGGGUGUUCUUUUUGGCUUACGGAAUUUUAUAUAUGUGUGUAUGUAUCUGGUUAAGUUUAAUAAUUGCCAACAUUUAAAAAAUGGGAAAUUGUCAUGUAAAAAUUUGGUUUUCUGGCUUCUCAUGAAAAUUGGAGAGAUCUGGAAACAUUGGGCCAUCUGCCUGACAAUUGGAAGCAGGUAUGGUUUUUUUUGUUGUUGUUGUUUUGUUGUGUGUGUGAUGGAGUCUCACUCUGUCGCCCUGGGUUCAAGCGAUUCUCCUGCCUCA